GAUAACUUGCGAGAGUCAGAGAAGUUAGCCCCAUGACGUCAAGGGAUUUUCCCGACGAAAUCAUCGAUGAGUCAUCAAAAAGAAAUGAACUUAGACGACCAAACACACUAUCCGAUGGCUUAAGAGGACUGUCAUCUACUCGACAAGAGGCUACCCCUAGGUCCUGGCCAUCGAGCGACUCUGUUUAUGGGCAGGACACUGUCCAGCAGGACUUUAGAAAGCUGGCAAAUUUCAGCCGAAACUCCAAGAUGGCGGCACAAGAUUCCGGUGAUCAGGGUAACGAGAUUCGGCAAACCCUACGUUUGGACUUUGCCUCAGCAUCUUCUAGCCCCGGUGUUACUCCUAGCAGCAUAAGACAGCCAUCACCAUCUAAUUCCAUCUUGGCAGAUCUCGGUCACACAGCUCAAAUAGAAAGGCUUCGUUCAAGGGGAUUGGAGAGAAGUGCUGGCAAACUUCAGAUUUCUCCAGAAGAGUCUUUUGAAUUCACAUCUGAAGAUUUAAAAGAUCUAGGGGAAAUGGGUCGAGGCAAUUAUGGAUUUGUUAAUAAGAUGAUUCAUGAGAAGAGUGGCACCAUAAUGGCUGUUAAGAGAAUUAGGUCAACUGUAGAGGAAAGAGACCAAAAGCAACUGCUGAUGGAUUUGGAUGUAGUGAUGAGGAGCAAUGAUUGUCCUUAUAUUGUACAGUUUUAUGGAGCACUGUUUAAAGAGGGAGACUGCUGGAUAUGCAUGGAGUUAAUGGACAUUUCGCUUGAUAAGUUCUACAAAUUUGUGUAUGGUGACUUACAUUCAUCCAUUCCUGAGGACAUUUUAGGCAAGAUCACAGUUGCUACAGUCAAGGCGUUGAAUUAUUUAAAAGAGAAAUUAAAAAUAAUACACAGAGAUGUGAAGCCAUCCAAUAUUCUGCUGGACAGAAAGGGCAAUAUCAAAUUAUGUGAUUUUGGUAUUAGUGGACACCUUGUAGAUUCCAUUGCUAAAAGUAGAGAUGCUGGUUGUAGGCCAUAUAUGGCACCCGAAAGAAUAGAUCCAAAAGCAUCUAGUAGAGGUUAUGAUGUUAGAUCAGAUGUAUGGAGUCUUGGUAUAACAUUGAUGGAAUUGGCUACUGGAAAAUUUCCAUAUCCUAAAUGGCAGAGUGUUUUUGACCAACUCCAGCAAGUUGUACAAGGACUAGCACCAAGGCUACCAAGUGAUUCCACCUUCUCAGUUGAAUGUAUCAAUUUUAUAAACACAUGUUUGACAAAGGAAGAUAAACAACGACCAAAAUAUAAUAAGUUAUUGCAGGAAGAUCCAUUUAUCAAAAGAUAUGAAGAAAUAGAAGUAGAUGUUGCUACAUAUGUCUGUCACAUACAUGAUAUGAUCUUACAGUCUUCUCCAAGCCCUUCAUUGUGUGAGCAGCCAUUAUCAUAACAACUCUAUUGUUUAGAUAAUCAUCCUAUUAAGACAAGAGACCUCUGCUACAUUAAUCAUCUUGUCAGUCUUAGAAAAUGUCAAGAUGUUAAUCUGAUGGUAAAAAUUACCAAUGCAAAUUUCUGGUGCAGGAAGAUGAAUGCAGUACACAGUAACUAAUUUUCUGUGUACCAAUAUCAUUAUGGUUAACUUUUUUACUGCUAAAAAGUUACCAUUUUUUCCUCAUUACUACAUUAAAACAGCAGCAUUUUCUUUGACCUUUAUGUUUUAGAGGGAUUUGUUCAUUUCUUUUUCAAAGGGGAAAGUAAAUUUACAUGCAUACAAAAUUAAACAGUUUUCUAUUUCAUCAAAACUAUUUCCUAGUUGCGAGUAUACUAUUGUAUUUAUAAUAAUUUAAUUCUUCCUAAUUUGUGCUGUUUAACUUAUUUUUAGUUUAUGUUUGUAGAAAUGAAAAUUUUAUUAUUGGGAAAUGUCAACAUUUAGUUUCCAAAUGAGAACAUAUAUUUUCUUAAGAUUUUUAUCCAUUGUUCUCAUUUUUUUAAUCUUAUAGUUUUUAAGCCCUGGGGUUUAUUCAGCAGGUGCCUUUAAAAGGGCUAUGUCUGUACAAUUUAUCACUGUAGUGGGUUUUGUACCCAUGACCAGCAAGCAAUCUUUGAUUUAAUCACAAUUAUUAUGCAAUGUAAAUUCAGUUGUUAAUGCUUAGAAAAAAAUGUUGAAAAGCUUAUUACAUUUUUUGUCAUUGAAACUGAUACCUGUGUAUUUUUAAAAUCUUUUUAUUUAGGAAACUCAUUAACAUCAAAUUUAUUUACAAUUACAAGAUAGUAUGUUGAAUCCUAAGAACAUUAAAUAUUUUGACCUUUCUGGUUAAGGAAGUAUUGUUUUUAACUUGUAGUAAUUACUGUUCUUUGUAAGUUGAUCAUUCAUUGCUGGUAUGAAAUCAACUUAUAAUUAAAUAGUUAAAAACAUCAUAAAAACUGAAUAUAUUUUUUUAAUCUCCAACUUCAUGGUUUAUUUAUUUUUUAAAAAGUCUUAAAAUAAAAAAUAUUGACUGGAGCAAGAUGUAAACAAAAUGCUCUUUUUAACUUGAAAUGUACUCAACUUCUCUAGUACGUAAAUUAGAUCUUAAAAGGUUUAUAUGUUGAUCAAAUUUAAUCUCUCGGCAUAUAUUUCCAAAUUAAGAAAUGCUUUCUAUUUCAUAAAGUUAUCUGAAAAAGUCAACAUGUCGAUUCACUGCAGAAAUAAAUAAGUUACUCCAUUUAAAUGAUGUUUAGUAGUAUUUACCAUACAAACUAUAGUCAUUUAGGUAAUGAAAUUAGGACCUGUUCUGUAUUUUAUAAUUUAGAACAUUUCAUUGGUUUCUCACGAUCUUAUUUAUGCACAUUUAUUCCACCACUGAAGUUUACUUGAUGGCUGUAGGUUGUGUGCUAGAAAAAAAAUUAACCGGUUGUGUUCAUGCUUUUAGUUCAAUGGAAAGUUAAAUCAUAAAAAUGUUAAGGGGGUGGAUAGAUCAAUUAUAUUUUGUAUAUCAGCAAAACCACGUAUUGGGCAAUCCUAAGUUAGUGUCAGUCUGUUGCUCACUGCAUUGUUCUGACAAAAAAAGCAAUAAUUUUUUUUCUCAGUGUGAUACAUUGGGGUGUACAGUUGUAGCCAAUAACUUAAUUAGGUGGAAUUUAUGCAAAUGCUCAUAUACAAGUGUAGUUAUUGAUUUGUUUGUACUCAUCAUUCCAUCAUGUACAUUGCUUUCACUCAAGUUUCUGCUUUUUAUGUCAAUGUUUUGAAUCAAGAUUCACAUUAUGAAACUUAAAAAAAAAAUUUUUUGUUUACUUUGUAUUAUAUAGCUUAUUAUGUAUAAACAAUUUAAAUAAAACAAAAGA
Physella acuta is the source of this 3277-nucleotide messenger RNA. RefSeq names its product dual specificity mitogen-activated protein kinase kinase 4. NCBI's taxonomy places the organism in Eukaryota, Metazoa, Mollusca, Gastropoda, Physidae. Gene Ontology annotation, biological process: protein phosphorylation; MAPK cascade. The record is from RefSeq and is a predicted model, not a curated record. Gene Ontology annotation, molecular function: ATP binding; JUN kinase kinase activity.